Messenger RNA from Hippopotamus amphibius kiboko, 2640 nucleotides. RefSeq names its product keratin 78 (gene KRT78). Bases 571 to 2136 code for a protein of 521 amino acids. The transcript has 9 exons. NCBI's taxonomy places the organism in Eukaryota, Metazoa, Chordata, Mammalia, Artiodactyla, Hippopotamidae. Gene Ontology annotation, biological process: keratinization; intermediate filament organization. The record is from RefSeq and is a predicted model, not a curated record. Gene Ontology annotation, cellular component: keratin filament. Gene Ontology annotation, molecular function: structural constituent of skin epidermis.
CAACCACACCUCUAUUAACCUCCUGGCUUCUGUGCUGCAAAGCACCUUCCUUCGCCUACUCUUGUAUGUAGAUCCUCCCUCAAGAAGCUGCACUCCUCUGUCCGGCAUCUGCAGGGCACUCAAGGGUUCCAUCUGAACCCCUCCCAUCUUCUUCUCCCCUUGAAUGUGCCUCCCUUCUUCCCCAUCUCCUCUUCCAGGAAGCCUUCCUUGAAUAGCCCUCAGUGACUUUGCUCGGGGCUAUCUCUCCCCAUCCCCCAGCACUGAAGUCCAGGUCUCUGGCUACUUCCUGGUUUUCAGAAUGUGCCCAUUCCUCCCAUAGCUUAGGAGCUCUGAGGACAGGCUCUAGGUUUCUUCUGUGGGCUUUGCACAUGCCGGGCACCUAUUCCCCAGAUGUGUCAGAAGAAGUCAACUGGAGCCAGUCACAGACACAGUCAGGCCAAGAGCAUCUUGCCCUCCAAGUCCCAGCCCAGGCACGGGAGGGGAUAAAAGUCUCGUGCCGGGGCCUCGGGGCAGGAACUCACACACCUUGAUGAUCCUCUGUCUGCAGCUGUGAGACCUUCAGCCUCUGCCAUGUCUCUCUUUCCCUGCCGGGCCCAGAGGGGCUUCAGUGCUCGCUCAGCCUGUUCUGCUCGCUCAAGGGGCCGAGGCAGGGUCAGCUUCAGCAGCAGGAGCCUCAGUUCCUUCAGGGGAUCCCGAGGAGGCUCUCGUGGGAGGGCCUGGGGUUCGGGGAGAAGCCUAGGAGUGCGGUUUGGGGAGGGGAGCGGUGGGCCUGGGCUUCCCCUGUGCCCUCCUGGAGGCAUCCAGGAAGUGGCCAUCAACCAGAGUCUGCUGACCCCGCUGAAGAUUGAGAUCGACCCCCAGUUCCAGGUGGUUUGGACUCAGGAGACCCAACAGAUCAGAACCCUCAACAACCAGUUUGCUUCUUUCAUUGACAAGGUGCGGUUCCUGGAGCAGCAGAACAAGGUUCUGGAGACCAAGUGGCACUUGCUGCAGCAGCAGGGAUUGAGUGACAGUCCCCAGGGCCUGGAGUCUUUCUUCGAGGCCUAUCUGGUCCAGCUUAGGAAUCAGCUGGAGAAGCUGCAGAGAGAACGAGGGUCUCUGGACGCGGAGCUCAAGUCCUCCCAGGACCAGGAGGAGGAGUAUAAAGCCAAGUAUGAGCAGGAGGCGCACAAGCACGCCCUGCUGGAGAAGGACUUCGCGGUCCUCAAAAAGGAUGCGGAUGGGGCUUUCCUGAGCAAGAUGGAGUUGGAAGGCAAGGUGGAGGUUCUGAGGGAGUACAUCUGCUUCUUGAGGCGUCUCUAUGAAGAAGAGCUGGGCCAGCUGCAGACCCAGGCCAGUGACGUGUCUGUGGUGUUGUCCAUGGACAACAACCGCUGCCUGGACUUCAGAGACCUCAUCGCCGAGGUCCGCGCCCGGUACGAGGAGAUCGCCCAGACCAGCAAAGCCGAGGCUGAGAUGCUGUACCAGACCAAGUACCGGGAGCUGCAGGUGUCUGCCCAGCUUCACAGUGACCAAAUGAAGGGGACCAAAGUCCAGAUCACUCAGCUGCAGCAGGCCAUUCAGAAGCUGCAGAGUCAGACUGAGAACCUCAAGAAGCAGAAUGCCAGCCUGGAGGCCGCCAUUGCCGGUGCUGAGCAGCGUGGGGAGCUGGCCGUCAAGGAUGCUCAGGCCAAGCUGGCUGAGCUGGAGGCCGCUCUGAGAACCGCCAAGCAGGACAUGGCGCGGCUGCUGCGCGAGUACCAGGAGCUGAUGAGCUCCAAGCUGUCCUUGGAUGUGGAGAUCGCCACCUACCGCAGGCUGCUGGAGGGCGAGGAGAGCAGGAUGUUUGGAGAAUGUGCCAGUCAGGUCACUAUCUCUGUUGGGGGAGGCAGCACCAUCGUGUCUGGAGGAGCACAUGGGGGCCUGGUGGGCACUUGUGAACUCGGAGGCGGGAAAGGCAGCGUUGGGUCCAACUGCUCCAGUGUUGUGACCGGAGGCUCCAGCACUGUGACCGGUGACUCCAAGGUCAUCCUGGGCUCUGGGCAGGGCCCUGUUUUGGGCUCUUGCUCUGUGUCUGGCUCUGGCUCCAACUCCACCUGCCGCACCAUCCUGAAGAAGACCGUUGAGUCAAGUCUGAAGACGUCCAUCACAUACUGAGUGAUCCAGAGGUCAUUUGCUUCCCCUCCCCCCCCUUGAGCCCUCUCAGCUCUUCUCCCACCCUCAUCACCCCCAUCCCUGCAUGGCCGGCUCUGUGUCCACUGCCCACAGCCCGAGCCAGCCCACAGGGGCCUCUGCAGAAGUCAGUCAGGUCCUGCCUGCUGUUCUGAAUGCUUGCUCAGGCUGGCCUUCUUCCGCAUGCUGAUUUGCAUCUCAUUUGUCUACUGCCCGCCCCAUCCAAGGAGCACAGUGCCCAGCCUCCAGCCAGUCAGUCUCGACCUCUCCUUUCUCCACAGUCUUUGACUGAGCUGGGAGAACUCCUGCUUGGGCUUGGCCAGACUGCAUCCCCAACCCCAGGGAGAGGCCUGAGACCCACUGACCAGAGCCUGAGGGCUGGAACCAAGGGGCAUCACCCUUGCCCUUUCACCUGCCUCUGGGCCUCCAUUUCUGUAUUUCUGUCCACUUAUUUCCUGUGAAAUAAAGCAGCACCCAGUUCUCCCUGCA